Molecule: messenger RNA, 1435 nt
Organism: Ilex paraguariensis (yerba mate)
Lineage: Eukaryota; Viridiplantae; Streptophyta; Magnoliopsida; Aquifoliales; Aquifoliaceae
Source: the annotation of a GenBank genome assembly
GAGAGAGAGAGAGAGAGACGGAGGCAAUGCUAAUGUGAUAGACACAGAUUGUGUGUGAAGAACGAAAAUGGAUUACGAAAGGAUCGAAAAGAAAGCUCAGCAGGGAAAUGGAGGAGCUGGGUUGUCACCUGCGAAAUUAAGGAAUAUGAUAUUGCGAGUUGAGAAAAAGAGAAAUCAACAAGAAGAAGAAGAAGAAGAAGAGCUCGAGUCCACAUUCUCCUUGAGAUCUCAAGUUUCUGAGAUCUAUGACUAUGGUGGUAGCCCUUCUGAGAAUUGCAAAGAUGUAGAUGUUGUGAGUGUACAUCCCGAAUGCACGACUUCCACUAGAGGUGAUUCAUUGGCCUCAGAGAUGAUUAGAGACCAUAGACUGAAAGAUCACUCUUUAGUCAAUCCAAGAAUUAGAUCUCAAGAUGAAAGUUCAUCAGAUUAUGAGAGUGGCAGUGGCAGUGAUAGUAUGAGUAUAUCAUCAUCGAUGUUUGAGUUUCAGAAGGCGGCGCGCGCCCCACAAAGGGUGCCUGUUGCUCCAUUCUCGAAGCCUGCCCCAUCAAAAUGGGAUGACGCACAAAAGUGGAUAGCAAGCCCGACAAAUAACCUGCCGAAAAAUGGGCACGGUGGUCAUGGGGUUGGACCAAGGAAGAGUAGUAAUUUUUGGCAUGGAAGCCGACAGCCGCCCAUGAAGGUUGUGGUUGAAGUCCUGGAUCAAAAAUUGGUUCCUUAUGAAGAGCCAGAUACCAAGCAGAUUGAUUCCAGCCAAGCUAAGAAGGGAAACGAGGGGCAAAAGUUUGUUAGCUGGGAGGCUGACUCAUACCCAAUUGCUGAUUCCUGUGUUAAUCUGAGCCGUCAUGAUUCCUCUGUUUCUAUCCAUAGUGCAACAACAUUCAUCCCACCACCUUCCACAGCUAGAUCUGUAUCAAUGAGAGAUAUGGGUACCGAAAUGACUCCUAUUGCUAGCCAAGAACCUUCCAGGACUGGAACACCUGUAAGAUCAACAACACCAAUGCGCAGCCCAAAUUCUUCUCGGCCAUCAACUCCAGGAAGAGCUGCACCAGCUUCUUCUCCCAGUGAUCCUCCAAAUGUCCGUUUGGGUUCUGACCAGAAAGAGCUACCUGAAAAAGAAAUACUGAUGAAAACUAGAAAAGAAAUAAUGGUUCUUGGGACUCAGCUGGGUAAGAUGAAUAUUGCUGCAUGGGCCAGCAAAGAAGAGGAGAACAAGGAUGCAUCUAGUUCGUUGACUGCUGUAAAAGCAGAAGAACCCGCUAAAAGUGUCAUUGAGACGCGUGCUGCAGCUUGGGAGGAAGCGGAGAAAGCCAAGUAUCUGGCCAGGUUCAAGCGGGAGGAAAUGAAGAUACAGGCAUGGGAAAAUCACCAAAAAGCAAUUACUGAGGCUGAGAUGAGGAAAAUUGAGGGUUUUGUUGGCAUUUCCGGCUUGACAUGA